AACACGUGAAGUUUUUUCAAAAGUUUUAAUAUUUUUCAAAGGUAUUAUCAUAUUUUAUCAAGUAUCAACCAGAAUAUUACAUUCUAAUCUUUAUUUUAUGAUUAUAUUAUUAUUUAAGCCAAUGUUCAUGGCCGUGCUAUUAAACAUCUAUUCCGUUCUAUUCUAAUAUUUCUAAUAAACCAAAGUUUUAUAAUACAAGAUAUUACAUACUUAUCACAUGAUUUUUUCAAGAUAAAGGAUUACGAUAUUUAGACAUUAGGAAUCGGUGUAGGCUUUAGAUACAUAAAUUUGUAUUUUUUCAUUCCUAUAUAUAUUUUCUAUAACACUAAUAGAAUAUAGAGUUUUGUCUAUUUGACCAGUGCACUAUGGGUGGUAAGAAGAAAGGUGGAGGCGGUCAUAAUUUUGGUCGUGCUUUGAUAAAAGACAGGUUUGGUCGCGGUAAUAAGACACUGAAUGCUGACUCAUUUCUUCACACCUCCGAUUUAGCUGACGGAUAUGACUGGGGAAGACUCAAUUUGCAGUCUGUUACAGAACAGAGUUCUUUUGAAGAGUUUUUGUCCACAGCAGAAUUGGCAGGAACUGAAUUUACAGCUGAAAAGUUAAAUGUUGAAUUUGUGCCCGAAAGUCGAAUGGUUGGUACAUUGACUGAUGAAGAACGGUCAAAGAUUGAAAAGUCCCACCAGGAAUUUAAACAUUUCAUUAAAAUUCCCCGAAGACCUGCUUGGGAUAACAAAACUACAGCCGAAGAUUUAGAAUCAAAAGAAAGACAAAACUUCUUAGAAUGGCGUCGUAAUUUGGCUGAACUUCAAGAAGAACAGGGCCUGGUGUUGACUCCUUAUGAAAAAAACUUGGGCUUUUGGAGACAGCUGUGGAGAGUUGUUGAGAGAAGUGAUGUUCUAGUUCAGAUUGUGGAUGCUCGCAACCCAUUAUUAUUCUAUUGUGAAGACUUGGAGAAAUAUUCAAAAGAAGUGGAUAAAAAUAAAACUAAUUUGUUGUUGUUGAAUAAGUCUGACUUGUUGAAUACUCAACAGCGUAAAUACUGGGCUAAAUAUUUUGACUCCAGAGCUAUUACAGUAGCUUUUUAUUCUGCUAAGCAAAGUGAAGAAACUAUUCAAGAAGGAAAUGAAGAUGCUGAUGAAACUGUUAAAGAAGCAGUCAAAGAAGAAGAAGAAGAAGAAGAAGAAGAAGAAGAAGCAGAUGAUGAAGAAGAGUGGGACAGUUCAGAUUAUGAAACCGACGAAGAAGAAGAAGUAAUUGGAGACGUGGAUGAUGAAUGUCCCAAGUUUAAAAAUUCUUCAAAGUUAUUAACAAAAGAAGAAUUAAUCAGUCUCUUUAAAACAAUUCAUGGAAAUAAUAAACGUUUGAAUGAUGAGUUGGUUACUAUUGGACUAGUAGGUUAUCCAAAUGUUGGUAAAAGUUCAACUAUCAAUACCCUUCUUCUUAAUAAGAAAGUGUCAGUAUCUUCUACUCCAGGAAAAACAAAACAUUUUCAGACGCUUUUUGUUGACAAGGAACUGAUGUUAUGCGAUUGUCCUGGUUUAGUUAUGCCUAGUUUUGUAUUUACAAAAGCUGACCUUAUUAUACACGGUAUUCUUCCCAUCGACCAGAUGCGUGAUCACAGGCCACCAGUGAAUAUAAUUUGUUCGCAAAUACCCAAACACAUAUUAGAAGACCAGUUUAGUAUUAUGGUAACAAAACCAUUGGAAGGCGAAGAUCCAAACCGACCGCCCACUGCUGAUGAAUUUCUCAAUGCUUACGCAUGCAGUCGAGGAUACAUGACGGCAAAUGGACAACCAGAUGGUUCAAGAGCAGCUCGUGUAAUACUUAAGCAUUAUGUAAAUGGACGGCUACUGUUUUGUAUUGCUCCACCAGGAGUUGAUCAAAAAAAGUUUCAUUCUUAUCCACCACCUGAAGAAAAUCGCGCAACAAAGACAUUCACCCCAUUCGAAAACAUUCUUCUUAAGCCAAAUGUUGCAUCUGGAUCAGAUUUAGACAAUACGUUUUUUCAAAAAACAACCAUGGGUGCACACAGUAAAGGAAUGAAAAAGAUGGAUAUAAUGGGCAGUAUUAAUAAUCAAGCUCAACAAAGUACAUCCAAACCGUGGAAGAACCAUAAAGAAAAAAGAAACAAGCAUGAGAAAUUGAGACGCCAAUUCAGACAUCUUGAUAUAUGAGUUUCGUUAUUAUUUUUAAAAUAAACAUAUUUUCUUUGUGAUAAGUUACAUGUUAAGACGCAAGAGUUUAACCAAUAUUAUUGCUUUGUUAGAAUUUGUACAUUACCAAAUUAUUACAAAAAUAUAAAAAAUAAUAAUAUUUUGAUCAAUUA
Myzus persicae (green peach aphid) is the source of this 2326-nucleotide messenger RNA. It is a transcript of the gene Ns3, whose product is annotated as large subunit GTPase 1 homolog. Gene Ontology annotation, biological process: ribosomal subunit export from nucleus. The coding region runs from base 366 to 2174 and encodes 602 amino acids. The record is from RefSeq and is a predicted model, not a curated record. The transcript has 10 exons. Gene Ontology annotation, molecular function: GTPase activity; GTP binding. Gene Ontology annotation, cellular component: cytosol. NCBI's taxonomy places the organism in Eukaryota, Metazoa, Arthropoda, Insecta, Hemiptera, Aphididae.